This is a messenger RNA of Oncorhynchus mykiss (rainbow trout), 5451 nucleotides long. The record is from RefSeq and is a predicted model, not a curated record. Lineage: Eukaryota; Metazoa; Chordata; Actinopteri; Salmoniformes; Salmonidae.
AUCGAUUCAUCUUUAGAUGCACUAUUUCGUUGUUCUGGCUUCCAGAGCCAUUUCGCCCUUUAAACAGAACACGGAAGGAAGGUCCUUCGACAAAAAAAAACGUUAAGACUCAUUUAGUCCGAUAUUGGUCGAGGUUACCCGAAGCAAACUUGUAACGAUGUAAUGGAGAAACGAAAAAACAAACAUCUGUGCGACAGUCUCAAUUAUGUUAAUAUAUGUAGAGACAAUCUUUAACGAUACAUUUUUUUACACAUUUCAAUGGGCUGAUGUUAAUGCAGAAAAUAUGUGCACUAAUAUUAGGAGCGGAAAAAAAACAAACACAUUUUUUGAGAAGAUGCACCUGCAGACCGCGCCUAGUCGGUUGCUUGGAGACGAGUGAAGAUGUAACAUAUGUGUGUAGUAACUCCACUUGUUUCAGAGGUCUUCGAGCUAGAUAACAAUACAUCUAUUCAUAUACAUUGUAAAUUAUACAUUUUCUUGACAUAUUUUUGCAUGUAGGUUGGGAUGAAUCGCACGGUUCAAGGACAUUGCUUGCAUGCCACUUCGCCAGCCCGUGCCCCUGAUCUGAAUGAAGGCUGCGUCCAUGGCCAGCAAUGACGUUAUUUCCUGGGGGGUGGCAGUGGGAGCAAAGUACUGCAGUUCUAGGGAACAGUGUAUGCAAGUCUGACAUGUGAGCAUUUGGUCCGGAACAACCUGCUGCACUAAUUCCACAUUGUACGAAUUUAAUCGCAUGAAGAACUGUUUUUUUUUUUUGUGUGUGUUUGUGUGUGUGUGUUUUUAUUUUUUAUUUUUACCAUCGCACUUCAAGACAAAUUCCUUCUUUUUUUUAUUCAGAUAGGUAUAUAUUUUUGUACCGCCUCGGUUCGUGUGGACGUUUAGGCAGAUUCAUAACGAAGCAUGGCGGAGAGAAGUGGCCGGUUGAGCUUCGGUGGCGGGGCGCUCAACAGACCGGUGCCAAUGAACCUGUUCGCCACAUGGGAAAUAGAUGGAUCGUCCCCGAGUUGUAUCCCGAGGUUGUGCAGUCUGACUCUGAAGAGGUUGGUGGUCCUGAGGGAGCUGGAUAAGGAGCUCAUCUCUGUGGUCAUCGCUGUCAAAAUCCAGGGUUCCAAGAGGAUCCUGAGGUCCCAUGAGAUAGUGCUGCCCCCUAGUGGCUCAGUGGAGACUGACUUGGCUCUCACCUUCUCACUGCAGUACCCUCACUUCCUGAAGAGAGAGGGUAACAAGCUCCAGAUCCUGCUGCAGAGGAGGAAGAGAUACAAGAACCGGACUAUCCUGGGAUACAAGACCCUGGCUGUAGGAACCAUCGAUAUGGCUGAGGUGAUGCAGCACCCUACGGAGGGGGGCCAGGUUCUGUCUCUGUGCAGUAACCAGAAGGAGAUGCUGGGUAAAGUAGCUGAGAUCUGGAUCUUCUCACUGUCCAGUCAGCCGAUAGACCACGAAGAGGCCGCUCUGCAGGAGGGAACCAAGAUCAAAUGCUCAGAUACCUAUUCAGAGGAGGAGUAUGAGAGUUUCUCUUCAGAGCAAGAGGCCAGCGAUGAUGCUGUUCAGGGUCAGGACCUUGAGGAUGACGAGUAUGAUGUGAGGAAACCAAAGAAGCACAGGAGGUCUAUCGUGAGGACUGCCUCAAUUACCAGGCAGCAGAACUUUAAACAGAGACUGGUGGCCCUGAUCAAGAGGUUCCGAGUCUCAGACGAGGUGUUGGACUCGGAGCAGGACCCGGCAGAACCCCCUCCAGAGGUAGAGGAGGAUCUGGACCUCGAGAGUCUGGACCUAGAGAACCCCAGUGACAGUGGACCGGAACUAGACGAUGACGACAGUGUCCUCAGCACCCCGAAACCUAAACUCAAGCCGUAUUUUGAGGGUCUCUCCCUCUCCAGUUCUCAGACAGAUAUUGGCAGCGUCCACAGCAGUCGGAGUCACCGAGAGCCACCAAGUCCGAUGGACCCAGACAAGACUAAGAGCAGUGGAGACAAAUUCCAGGCGGACAAUGUCUCAGAUAACGCUUCUCUUCAGGAGGAGCAACCAGAGGCAGUGACCCCCACUACAGAGCUGGAGAUGGACAACAUGGACACCUUCCUGGAGAAACUGCCCCCUACUGGCAAGAUGAAGAAGACCGAGUCCCUCAUCAUCCCUUCCAACAGGUGGCAGGAAGCUAAAUUGGCAGGGAGGAGAGGGAGAAGUACUUCCCUAAAGGAGCGCCAGCCCAACAGACCACAGAACGAGAGAGCCAACAGCCUGGAUAACGAACGCUUGCUCGACACACGCUGCCAUCUACAGAUCCCCAGGAAGACUGUGUAUGACCAGCUGAACCACAUCCUGGUGUCUGACCACCAUCUACCUGACAGCAUCAUCCUCAUCAACACAUCUGAUUGGCAGGGCCAGUAUCUGUCAAGUGUUCUCCAGAACCAGCACCUCCCAGUGGUGUGUACCUGUACUACAGCAGACAUCCAGGCCGCCUUCAACACCAUCGUCUCACGCAUACAGAGAUUCUGUAACUGUAACAGCCAGACACCCAUCCCCAUAAAGAUAGCUGUGGCUGGGGCCCAGCACUACCUCGGUGCAGUCCUCAGGCUGUUUGUAGACCACCUCUCUUACAAGACCCCUGAUUGGCUGGGCUACAUGAGGUUCCUCAUCAUACCACUAGGGUCUCACCCAGUCUCCAAGUACCUGGGUACCAUCGACUAUCGAUACAACAGUUUAUUCCAGGACACUGCGUGGAGUGACCUGUUUUACAAGCCAGAAGCACCCGUCAUGAUGCAGGAGAGCCCAGACGUGGUUUCCAGGGUAACCCAGUAUAUGGUCGGGGCCAACGGAGCUCACCAACUCCCCAUCGCUGAGGCCAUGCUCACAUACAAACAGAAGAGGAAAAAGAGCUUUCAUUUUGAUUUUGCAGUAAGCCCCGAUGAGGACUCGUGUCAGAAGUUCAUUCCCUUUAUCGGAAUGGUGAAAGUUGGCAUCGUGGAGCCGUCAUCUGCAACAUCAGGUGACUCUGACGAUGCAUCCCCCAUGGGGAUGGUUUUCCACUCCUCCACCCCUCCUCAGGUGUCCCCUGCCCUGAAGGAAGCCUCACCCACCCCUCCCUCCUCCCCCUCCGUCAACACAAGCUUCAGUUCCUACGGUUCUCCCCAGGGGGAGCUGAUGGGACUACAGGUGGACUACUGGGUGGCUCCCUCCCCGGCUGACAGGAAAAGAGACGUGGAGAAAAGGGACUCGUCCUCCUCUAAGAACACUCUGAAGUGUACGUUCCGCUCGCUGCAGGUCAGCAGGCUCCCCCAGGCCGGGGCUCAGCCACAGCCCGCCAUGUCCAUGACUGUCGUCAUGAAGGAGAAGAACAAGAAAGUCAUGUUCCUGCCAAAGAAGACUAAAGACAAGGAUGUGGAGUCUAAGAGCCAGGUGAUCGAUGGCAUCAGUCGACUAAUCUGCACUGCGAAGCACCAGCAGACCAUGCUGAGGGUGCUGAUUGACGGCGUGGAGUGGAAUGAUGUCAAGUUUUUCCAGUUGGCGGCACAGUGGUCGUCACACGUCAAACAUUUCCCCAUCGGGAUCUUUGGACACACUAAAGGGCCUUACUAACAGGCCCCGCAGGCAGCAACUAGAACUAGUAUCCAUAGAGACCGUUGCCACAGUAGCGACCGUUGCCACAGUCCACAGUAGCGACCGUUGCCACAGUAGCGACCGUUGCCACAGUAGCGACCGUUACCAUAGACACUCAUCUGGAACUGAGGACGACGCCCCCGCUCUCAUGUGCCAAUAGCCUUUAACGUCCCAGCUCCGGGCUUUGCACUGCCCCGCCCCCCCAGUUUGCACUGCCCCGCCCCCCCAGUCUGCACUGCCCCGCCCCCCAGUCUGCACUGCCCCCCCACCCGCACAUCAUAGCCUGGUCCCAGGUCUGUUUGUGUUGUCUUGUCAACGAUUUGCUUGACAUUGACCUUAGGAGUUGGCAAGACAGCACAAACGGAUGUGGGACCCAAUGUCUUAAUUUAAGCUCCAGCUUUCCCUUGUGUUUUAUGUUAAUACGUUUCUGUGUGUUUGUUUUCUUCUAUAUGUAUAUUAUAAACCUUCCCGAGGCAAGGCUGUCAAGGGGACAUUUUGUUUUCUCACCAAGCUUUAAAAAAAAAAAAUUUAAAAACCUGCUGAUGUUUUUUUUAAAAAAACGAGCAGAAACCUAACGAAAUAAUAAUUUGAUAAAUUAACUCAUUAACUCCUAAAAAGCGAGUGCUCAACUUUUCGGCCCCCUCCCUCUCUUUUUUUUUAAUGUGGCGAAGAUGGAUCGUUUCAAACACUUUGCCAGGCACAAAUUAGCUAGAUAACUCUUUGUUAAGAUGACUUCGUAACCAAAGGCCCUGAAAUGGCUGGUGGAGAAGGGAGGAUGGAGGGUGGUAGAGGAUGACAACACAGAAGAGAUUACUUAUCUUGUAAGGCUGGAAGAAGGAUGGAUCUGGAUCCUCAAAUGAAAUGACUUUAUUAAGCCUAGACAGCCCUAGUCCUGGGGUGUCUUCACUAGGAACUAAAUAGAAACAAACGGAACGGAGAGGGACCUACCUUAAUUUGUCCAACAGGAACUUUUGUUUUCAUAACAAAACAUUCUCCAUUGUGAAACUUUUUUGCUACAGUGUGCACUAAUGAAUACUCCCCUAAUGACAGUGGCUCCUGUUAUAGCCCUCUGCACUCAUCAGAUGUAGCCGGCUACUGAGACUCUCUGCACUCAUCGGAUGUAGCCGGCUACUGAGACCCUCUGCACUCAUCAGAUGUAGUCGGCUACUGAGACUCUCUGCACUCAUCAGAUGUAGUCGGCUACUGAGACCCUCUGCACUCAUCAGAUGUAGCCGGCUACUGAGACCCUCUGCACUCAUCAGAUGUAGCCGGCUACUGAGACCCUCUGCACUCAUUGGAUGUAGCCGGCUACUGAGACUCUCUGCACUCAUCGGAUGUAGCCGGCUACUGAGACCCUCUGCACUCAUCAGAUGUAGUCGGCUACUGAGACCCUCUGCACUCAUCGGAUGUAGCCGGCUACUGAGACCCUCUGCACUCAUCGGAUGUAGCCGGCCACAGAGACUCUCUGCACUCAUCGGAUGAAGACUGAAAUGUGCAAUAGAAUUAGCCUGAAAUCCAGACCUGUUUUGUGUUAAUAUUCCACACCUUGUACUCCAUGUCAUAUGUUUGGCAAUCACAAGGAGUGGCAAGGAGUGGAAUGAUGGUACAAACAGACAGGUACCAGGCUACGAUAUACUAUAUACGUCCUGUACAUCCAAUCAAUUAAAUGUAAAUGCAACUCAUCAUUGAGAUGGCACUGACCCGGCAAUGACAAAUGGUUGAUGCAUAUCUUGCACUCUAUCCUGUCCUCUCUCUCUCUAUCCUGUCCUCUCUCUCUGUUUCCUGUCCCCUGUCCCCUUUCUCUCUCUAUCCUGUCCCCUCUCUCUCUAUCCUGUCCCCUCUCUCUCUAUCCUGUCC